Molecule: messenger RNA, 1880 nt
Organism: Suncus etruscus (white-toothed pygmy shrew)
Lineage: Eukaryota; Metazoa; Chordata; Mammalia; Eulipotyphla; Soricidae
Gene: SLC18A2
Product: solute carrier family 18 member A2
Exons: 15
Coding region: 3-1559 (518 amino acids)
Biological process (GO): aminergic neurotransmitter loading into synaptic vesicle; transmembrane transport
Cellular component (GO): synaptic vesicle membrane; terminal bouton
Molecular function (GO): serotonin:sodium:chloride symporter activity
Source: RefSeq, a predicted model, not a curated record
CCAUGGCCCUGAGCGAGCUGGCGCCGCUGCGCUGGCUGCAGGAGAGCCGCCACUCGCGGAAGCUCAUCCUCUUCAUCGUGUUCCUGGCGCUGCUGCUGGACAACAUGCUGCUCACCGUCGUGGUCCCCAUCAUCCCGAGUUACUUGUACAGCAUCAAGCAUGAGAAGAAUGCCACGGAUCUGCAAACCUCUAGGCCUGUGCUGCCAGCUACCACUGCAGGAACUUUCCAGAGCAUCUUCUCCUACUAUGACAACUCCACCAUGACCACGGGGAAUGGCACUGGCGGCCCAGUAAAGGGGCUGCUGCCCAAGGCCACCACCCCGCAGCACCUGGUCAUGAACAAGUCUACAGGCACUCCCGACUGCCCCAGUGAGGACCAAGACCUCCUGAACGAGAAUGUGCAGGUCGGCCUGUUGUUUGCCUCCAAAGCCACCAUCCAGCUCCUCACCAACCCAUUCAUUGGGCUGCUGACCAACAGGAUCGGAUACCCCAUCCCCAUGUUUGCAGGCUUCUGCAUUAUGUUCGUCUCCACCAUCAUGUUCGCCUUCUCCAGCAGCUAUGCCUUUCUGCUCAUCGCCAGGUCCCUGCAGGGCAUUGGUUCCUCCUGCUCAUCGGUGGCUGGCAUGGGCAUGCUGGCCAGUGUGUACACCGAUGAUGAAGAGAGAGGCAACGCCAUGGGAAUCGCCCUGGGGGGCCUGGCCAUGGGGGUACUGGUGGGGCCCCCCUUUGGGAGUGUGCUCUAUGAGUUUGUGGGGAAGACAGCUCCGUUCCUGGUGCUGGCAGCCCUGGUGCUCUUGGAUGGAGCGAUUCAGCUCCUGGUACUCCAGCCAUCCCGGGUGCAGCCAGAGAGCCAGAAGGGGACUCCACUCACCACCCUGCUGAGGGACCCUUACAUCCUCAUCGCUGCAGGCUCCAUCUGCUUCGCCAACAUGGGGAUUGCGAUGCUGGAGCCAGCCCUCCCCAUCUGGAUGAUGGAGACCAUGUGUUCCCGCAAGUGGCAGCUGGGCAUCGCCUUUUUGCCCGCUAGCAUCUCUUAUCUCAUUGGAACCAAUGUCUUUGGGAUACUUGCGCACAAAAUGGGGAGGUGGCUCUGUGCCCUUCUCGGGAUGAUAAUUGUUGGAAUCAGCAUCUUGUGUGUUCCUUUUGCAAAGAGCAUUUAUGGACUCAUUGCUCCAAACUUUGGAGUUGGAUUUGCAAUUGGGAUGGUGGACUCCUCUAUGAUGCCCAUCAUGGGCUAUCUGGUCGACCUGCGCCAUGUGUCUGUCUACGGCAGCGUGUAUGCCAUUGCUGAUGUAGCCUUUUGUAUGGGCUACGCCAUAGGUCCUUCUGCGGGUGGUGCCAUUGCCAAAGCAAUUGGAUUUCCAUGGCUCAUGACAAUCAUUGGAAUCAUUGAUAUUCUCUUUGCACCUCUCUGCUUUUUUCUUCGAAGUCCACCUGCCAAGGAAGAAAAAAUGGCUAUUCUCAUGGAUCACAACUGUCACAUUAAAACAAAAAUGUAUACUCAGAAUAAUAUCCAGUCGUACCCGAUAGGGGAGGAAGAGGAAUCUGAAAGUGACUGAAACUCUCCCAGCUCGUGUCAUUGUCUAAUUGUGUGGAAGUGUUUCCAAACAACAACCCCAACAGCGUCUUAGCCAAACCAUCCUCUCCUGUUGCAAGAAUGACAACCAAAGGUCUUCUUUCUUUUCCGUGGUUAUGAUUGAUUGCCAACAGCCUUAUAAAGAAAAAGAAGCUUUUCUAGGGGUUUGUAUAAAUAGUGUCGAAACUUUAUUUUAUGUAUUUGAUUUUAUUAAAUAUCAUACAAUAUAUUUUGACGAAAUAUAGUGUAAAUCUAUAAAUAUUUGAAUCCAAAUCAAAUAUAAUUUUUUUAACUUACAUUCACG